Debaryomyces hansenii CBS767 is the source of this 846-nucleotide messenger RNA. RefSeq lists its product as uncharacterized. The transcript has a single exon. The record is from RefSeq and is a predicted model, not a curated record. The coding region runs from base 1 to 846 and encodes 281 amino acids. NCBI's taxonomy places the organism in Eukaryota, Fungi, Ascomycota, Pichiomycetes, Serinales, Debaryomycetaceae.
AUGGCUUUAUGUUCACCAGUGUUCAACAACAAAACAGCUAAGCGUCGCAACUCAUUCCAAGGUCCUGCUAUUUCGAAGAGGAUAUGUGGAAGUCUCUUGCCUUCGUCAAUCGCGUGCUACUCGUCAUCGGAUGAUCAGAAUGAUGAUUCAUCAGACGAGCAGUCGUGCUACAAUGCGGACCAAGUGAAGGCCAAGAGAAGAGCAUCGACGAGGGUCUCGUUCUGUAUGGACUCGGAGUUGUGCAGAGCAGUUUCAAAGUACAGCGAUGACGAGGAGGAUAAUGACGCCAACGAUAGCACAUCCACCAGCGGAUGUACUCUCAUUAACAACCCCAGAAAGAUGAGCACAUCAUCAGAUCUGGAUAAGAAGGUUGUUUCUGAUGAUGAUAAGACAUCGCGCUCUCGUUGUUUCGAGUAUUUGGUUGGUGCCAUUGACGAAGCAUGGGCAAGGUAUUGCGACGUAACUACAUCUGUUGAGGAUGAAGUUUAUGGAUACAAUACACCUUCGUCAAUUGCAACCGACGAUGAAGAUUAUCUCGGUAAUACUACUGAUAUUACCGAUUACGAAAGUGACUUUGAAAUUUCAAAGUCACGCCAGUCAUCCAUAUCUACGGGUGACAAAACGAACUCUUCUUCGCUACAAGCGUUGAAGGAUCGUCUUACCAAAGCGAAGUACUUUUUGCAAGAUCUUGUUGAUUCGGAUGAUUUAACCGAUGUAGUUUCAUUCUGGAAGAGAUGGGACAUGAUCAAGUACGCGACUAUUGAAUUGGUUGAAGACGAUGAUGAUGACGAAAUUAUUGAAUCGACCAUCGAUGAGUUAGAAGAUGGUCGCUGUUUUGUAAAUUAA